Messenger RNA from Parasteatoda tepidariorum (common house spider), 2249 nucleotides. RefSeq lists its product as uncharacterized. The record is from RefSeq and is a predicted model, not a curated record. Lineage: Eukaryota; Metazoa; Arthropoda; Arachnida; Araneae; Theridiidae.
AAAUCAACCCCAGGGCAGUGAAUAUCGUUUUCGAAUUGAGUAUAUAAGCUCAGGAAUGAUCGACAGUCGUCACUGGCUUCUUCUUGCUCUCUCAGCAAUCGUCAGCCCUCAAUUAACUCUCUGAAAAUGAAGCUAGUCGUUAGUCUUCUAACGUUGUUGGUCGUCUCCAAUAUUGGAGCUCAACGAAUCAAAGGUGGAGGAGGAUUGUUGACGAGUCCUCGUGUUUUUGGAGGUAAAGUUGGUGGAGGGGGAGGUGUACAUCAUACAGCUGUAGUUCAAGAUCCCCUUUCAGGUGCUCCAGUUGUCGUGUCUAAAGUGUCUCCUAUCGGAGGAGUUAAAGGGGGUGGAUUAGGAGCUGGUUCUGUUCAACUUUCAGUUGGAGAUGGUCUUUUCGGAAACAGAGGACUGUACCGAGUUGGUCAAUCUCAAAUUCCUUAUGGACUCUUAGGCAUGGACUACGGAUCAUAUCCCGCUUCUUUACUCACUGCUCCUAGGUCACUUAGGAGAAAAACAAUUGUGUCUGAUAACUUGUCUGGACUCAGACCAGUUGGAUUUGGACGUCGUCUUGCAGGACCCUCUAAAAUUGGUGGUGGUGGAGCACUACACCACACUGCUGUAGUUCAAGAUCCCCUUUCAGGUUCUCCAGUUGUCGUAUCUAAGCUGAAUCCUAUCGGAGGAGUAAAAGGAGGUGGACUAGGAGCUGGCUCUGUUCAACUUUCCGUUGGAGAUGGUCUUUUUGGAAAUAGAGGACUCUACCGAGUUGGUCAAUCUCAAAUUCCUUAUGGACUUUUAGGCAUGGAUUAUGGCUCUUAUCCUACUUCCCUUCUCACUGGCCGAAGAGGACUUGGAAAAACGAUUUUGUCUGACAAUUUGUCUGGUCUUAGACCAGUUGGUUUCGGAGGUAAACUCGGAGGUGGGGGAGCUGUACAUCAUACCGCUGUAGUGCAAGACCCUCUUUCAGGUGCUCCCGUCGUCGUUUCAAAGGUGUCUCCAAUAGGAGGAGUUAAAGGUGGUGGACUAGGAGCUGGUUCUGUUCAACUUUCAGUUGGAGAUGGUCUUUUUGGAAACAGAGGACUCUACCGAGUUGGUCAAUCUCAAAUACCUUUUGGACUUUUAGGUAUGGAUUACGGAUCUUAUCCUACUUCCCUUCUCACUGGCCGAAGAGGACUUGGCAAAACAAUUUUGUCUGAUAAUUUGUCUGGUCUUAGACCAGUUGGUUUUGGAGGUAAACUCGGUGGUGGGGGAGCUGUACAUCAUACCGCUGUAGUGCAAGACCCUCUUUCAGGUGCUCCCGUCGUCGUUUCAAAGGUGUCUCCAAUUGGAGGAGUUAAAGGUGGUGGACUAGGAGCUGGUUCAGUUCAACUUUCAGUUGGAGAUGGUCUUUUUGGAAACAGAGGUCUGUACCGAGUAGGUCAAUCUCAAGUACCUUUUGGACUUUUAGGUAUGGAUUACGGAUCUUAUCCUACUUCCUUUCUCACUGGCCGAAGAGGUCUUUCCAAAACAAUUUUGUCUGAUAAUUUGUCCGGACUUAGACCAGUUGGUUAUGGGGGCAAAAUUGGAGGUGUUGCCACUGGUGGAUUGGCUGGGAUUGGUGCCACGCAAACCACCAUCGUGCAAGAAGAAGACCCAUUUACAGGAGCUGUCACAACAAGCCAAAUAUCCCAAGUCACCCAAGACCCAAUCGAAACUGCAAUCCAAGAAACUCUUGCAGAUGCUGCCCUCAGCCAAAGCGUGCAAAGUUUGGUAGAUCCUCUCGGAAGUGGUCAAACUCAAGUAUCUGUUGAUGACUUCGGUGGUGUCACUCAAGUUAAAGAAACAAUUGUUUCAGAUCCUCUUACUGGAGAAUUAAACAAAGUAACCGAAGUGACCAAGAGUGGAGGAGGUCUCGCUCAACAAAACAUAGCUGAUGCCAUCGUUCAGGAAAAUAUUGCUUCCGGUCUUGGAAGGGCAAAUCUUGGAGCAUAUUUGCCACGAUUGUCAUUUUUAUCCCAAUACCCUUACGAUUUUUCCGAUGCUGGAGCUUUGAGAUCAAUUGUUUCCAGGCCUCUUAUUCAGCAACAACAAGAAGUGGAACAAAUUUUAGUGAAAUAAAAAGCAACGAACUAUGAAAUAAUUUUUGGUGUAAUAUACUUCAUUUUAGAAUAAAUGGGCAGUCAAUAUUAUGUGAUCUACGUUAAUACAUAUUUUUUUGUGUUGUUUUUAUUAUACGUUGUACAAGUCACGCAUAGCAAUAAAUAUUUAUUUACUUA